AUGACGCCUCUGAGUACGUCACCAACAACCGAGAAACAAAGUGCAAGAUAUGAGACGACUACAACUAAUACAAAAGGAAACGAAGGUUCUUAUGGGACGCCGACAAUUUCAAGGGCACAAACAACAAAAUUAACGACAACAACAGUUACGUCAACGGACACACAGCAAAUUUUGCUGGCAAAAACCAAGGCUACAUCAGAAUCCAACGCCAAUGAAACGACAUACACAGCGAAUUUUGAGGUGAGAUCUUCAACUUCAAAACAUUUCGAAGACCUGUUACCAAACGGACUGGAAAUGCAAAAAAUGCAGACGCUCUUCGAUUUGAAUGUAAGGGCUAAAGGAAUUUGAAUUCUUGUGUAUACGUCAUUGAUUUUUGUAGAUUUGGUCCGAAGAGGGCACCUGGGCGAAGAAGACACAUUGGCGGACCUGAUCCAGUGGCAAAAAACAUACCAUUUUGCACGCGGAAAGUAUCAAAAAAUGAAGCAAAAUACCUCCUUCUCCAAGCAAAAAAACUCCGAUUUCAAAAGCGCGUCCGCUCUUUUUGUGAGGAGUCCUUCAAAAAAGAUGGAGAGGGAGGCAUUUUGCAACAUUUUUGAUACUUCCAAGAUGCAAAAUGGCACAUUUUUUGCCACUGGAUCAGGUCCGCCACUGUAAAAGAACCGAUUUUUGGAAUGUGGUGACCAGAGAUUGCCACGGCUCAGAGCCGAGAGCCAGGCUUCUCAGCGUUCAGGAAAGUAAAAAUUUCGUGAUUUUGCUAAACCAAUUGCUUGAAAAACACGGGGAAGGAUGUGUUGCGUACCUACGACAAGGCUCAAAAACUUGGGUGUGUCAUCUCCGACACUAACAACUUUUAUCUUUGGAAAAAUUUCCAAAAAAAAUUCGCCUGGGAGCCAAUGUCCUUUUUAUAAUAAAUUUUACACGGGAGCCGGGAGCCAGAGCUGCAAAUUUGGCCUUGGCUCCGGCUCUGGGAGCUAAGAGCCGGAGCCGAAAUUUUGGCCGUGGCAAUCUCUGGUGGUGACCAAAAAACAUCCUUGAAACUACCACGUUCGCUAGUCAUUUUUUCCUCAAAGGGCCCUCAUUAUCUAGGUGUCACCAUUGCCCAGGCUCCCUUUUUCAACCAAAUUUUUAGAGUGCUGACUCCUCCGUAACGAUCAACGCCAAAACCUUGGAUGGCCUGCAUUCCACUGCUGCCCGCUUAACGGAAUUGCAACGAGAAGAGCUGUGCGUCUCCGCCGAUGAACUUAUCCGCGACUGCCGAUUUUCCGGCGCCACUUGUCGGCGGGAGUAAGUUUACUCUAUGAAAUCAGGGGUGGUCAGUGGGCCGGGCCGGCCGGGCUCAAAAAUGGAAAUUGACAAACGGGCCGGGCCCGUCACGGGCCGGGCCGCGGGCCUGGGGUUUUUCCGGCCCGGCCCGGCCCGUCUAAAUUACAAUGCCAAACCGUUGGCAUUCAUUGUUUUCGCGCCGGGAAAAUUAAUUGAUGUUGUUAUAGUUGCUGUUUCUCAAGUUCUAAAACGUUUACAAGUCUAUAGUUCCAUUAUAGAACCACAAAACUAUCACAUUGAUCCUUUACUAGCUAGAUCAACGCCUUUUUUGCCUAAGUUUAGAUCCCGAGCUUGGGCGCAGUUCGCAGAACCCUCUAUAGACGGGCCUGCACGGGCCGGGCCGGGCCUGGAAAAAGACUAGACGGGCCGGGCCGGGCCGGUCAAUUAGACGGGCCGGGCCGCGGGCCGAAAAUCGGAAAAAUAGGGUCCGCUGACCACCCUCUAUGAAAUUUCUGGUUCCACAGCAAUCUCUGACAGUGAUUUUCAGUUUCAAGCGCACUUACAACGUGGAUUACGGGUAUUGCUACACAGUCAACUACAAUCAAAGUUUUGCUACAAGAGUUGCGGGGAGGCAGCAAGGUAGUUCAAAAAAAUUGGAAAUGCUCAAAAUGCGACGCUCAGAUUUUGAUGAAACUUGGCUCAAAUUUAGAAUGAUUUUGCAUAAGAAAUAUCCGAGAAUCCUAGACCGCGUUUUCCAGAAACAACCGAGAUUUUUUGAUCGAACAUCGGCAAAAAUUUGAGACUUUUUUUGCAAAUUUUGAGAUCAAAACUUUCGUGCUUAUUUAUACUGUAAAGGCUAGUGUUCUCACAAAAAAUAGAUUUUUUCCGCGCAAAACUGGCAAAGAUAUGGCCAAAAAGCGUUUUUUUCUCUGACCGCUCUCCGCGUUUCGCAUGCUCUCUCGCCGGCAAAAAAUCCUUGAAUAUCUCGGCAGUCGCUGUAAAUUGCAAGCUGAAAUUUUUUGGAAUUGAUGAGUGACCAAUGUCCAAUGUGUGUGCAAAAUUUGAAGGGAAUCUGAGCGUCGAACUUGGAGCAAAUCCUUCUAAAUUUUUUUUCAAAAAAAAAAAUUCUAGCCUUGGAAUUGGUCCUGUAUUACCCGAUCAGCGAAUACCUCCCAAAUAUCGAAAGCACCGGCUUCAAAGUGCUCGUCCAUUCGGCGAAUCAACCGCCAUUCCCCGACAAUUUCGGCGAGUUGGUCAGGCCAGGGACGGAACUGAUUUUGAGGAUUCAAAAAGUAAGUCAUCAUAUUAAUAAUAUACGCCUAUUAGGAAAAUUUCGACCGUUUAUCAAGUCCGUAUGGCGAUUGUGAUACCCUCGAGUUGCUGGAGGGACGAGGACAGCGUUACUAUUACGAUGGGGACUUUACUACCGAGGUAUUACAAAACACUACAGUUGUGGCAAAAAACGUGCCAUUUUACAUCCGGGAAGUGUCAAAAAAUGUGGCAAAAUACCUCCCCUCCAAGUGAAAAAACUCCGAUUUCAAAGCCCUUCAAAAUCGAAGUUUCUUCGCUUGAAGAGGGAGGCAUUUAGCCAUAUUUUUUUGAUACUUCCCGGACCCCAAAUGGCAUGUUUUUUACCACUGGAUCAGGUCCGCCACUGUAUGAUAUAAAAUGGAUUAAUUUGUAACGAUUUAGGGCUGUCUGCGGUCCUGUUUCCAAGACCAGGUCUAUUCCAACUGCUCGUGCGCCGAUCCGCGAUUUUUCUACGACCCAGAAGAGUACUGUAGCAAGCUGGCUCCGACAGAAAGUAGGUUCCACUACCUCCUCUGUAGCUCACGAAUUUCCAGCUGCCUGUCUAACCAACCACAUACAAGUUUACGGCGAUUUUUACAAAAGCUCCUGCGACUGCAAGACCGCUUGUAAAGAAGAGGAGUAUCGCGCUGUCACCGCGACUUCUCAAUGGCCUGCCAAUGAUUUUUACAUGGCCGAGUGUGACCUUCGAAACUACACUGGUUGCGACGCUGACUAUCGGGAAAAUGGAGCGGCAAUUGCGGUGUUCUUCGACUCAACCAGUUAUAUUCGAAUCACCGAGAACCCAAAAAUCACGGUAAUGUUGAGAAGGGCAGUUUGACGGUUUGGUCCGAAGAUGGCACCUUGAGGAAAAGGUGAUAUGGUAAGAGGGGACCAAGGCAGAUUUUUUUAAUGAUUUUUUUCGAAUUGCCAAAAAAGUCAUAUCGAAGGGGAGGGAAGUCCAAGGCGGAUUUUUUUGAAUGUUUUUUUCGGACUGCCAAAAAAUUAUAUGGUAAAGGGGGACCAAAGCGGACUUUUUUAGAAUGUUUUUUUGGAUCGUUAAAAAAUGAUAUGGUACAAGGGGACCAAGGCGAUUUUUAGAAUGAUUUUUUUUCGGAUUGCCAAAAAAUGAUGUUUUAGGUAAGGACCAAGGCAGGUUUUUUAGAAUAAUCUUUUUUCGGCAAAUCAAUAGCAACCAAAAAAAAAAUCAUUCUAAAAAAGUCCGCCUUGGCCCCCCCCUUAGCACAUCAUUUUUCGGCACUCCAAAAAAUCUUUCAAAAAAAAUCCGUUUUGGUCCCCCCUUACCACAUCUCUUUUUCGUCACUUCAAAAAAAUCAUUCUAAAAAAUCCGCCUUGGUCCCCCCUUACCACAUCAUUACUCGUCACUCCAAAAAGUCAUUCUCAAAAAAUCCGCCCUGGACUAAAAAAGACGUGAAAAUAUUUUUGUCGGGAAAGAAAUGGGGAAAUUUUGGGGCGAGAGAGUACGGUUUUGCGCGCCUUUUUUCUGACUUCUCUGUGAAAUCAAGACGAAGUGUAAAAAACCGAUAGCGAAGAGUUGACUCUAUUCCGGUCAACGGACUGUUCAGUUUGACUUGAGGUGCCCUCUUCGGAGCUAACUCACUUGGACUUCUCUAAUAUUACUAAUCUUCGUCAUGUUUCAGACAAUCUCGCUGUUCAACGAGAUCGCCGGACUUUCGGGGCUUUGGCUUGGGAUCUGCUCCAUGUUCCUCGCCGAGUUACUAUUAUUACUCAUCCAAUUCUCAAUCAAUCUCCUCAAUUUUGAUCGCGAAUUGCCUGAAGUUCCCAGCUUUCGAUAUUUGAACAUUCAGAUGACUAGAAAUCGCCAAAAUUUGGCGAAUAAUCGACCUUAUUCAUCAAAGAGCCUUCCAAAUUUGGUCUUCCGGGAAUUUCCGCGUGUAACAGAUGCUGUAGCCAUGCCCAACAUGAUUUAUGUGGAUCCGUCAAAUGGCUAUGAUGUUCCUAAUGUAUUUUACAGCGAAAAACAGAAUUUCCUUUAUUUGGAAUAA
Molecule: messenger RNA, 4577 nt
Organism: Bursaphelenchus xylophilus (pine wood nematode)
Lineage: Eukaryota; Metazoa; Nematoda; Chromadorea; Rhabditida; Aphelenchoididae
Source: the annotation of a GenBank genome assembly